Molecule: messenger RNA, 3987 nt
Organism: Drosophila novamexicana
Lineage: Eukaryota; Metazoa; Arthropoda; Insecta; Diptera; Drosophilidae
Product: protein draper
Exons: 6
Coding region: 69-3917 (1282 amino acids)
Source: RefSeq, a predicted model, not a curated record
UGUUUGUCCUUGUUGGUUUUUGUUCAACAAAGCUGUGCACUCAUUUGAAAAAGUUAUCUUACACUGAAAUGGUGCCAAAAACCGUGACAAUUACGUACAAGUUGUGGGUUUUGGGAAAAAUUAAAAAACGAACUGAAUUGCGCUAUUUUCCCGAGACUAAAUACAGAUAUGAGACGGAAUAUUAUUGCUGUCAUGGCUAUGAAGGCUCAGAUUUCAAUUGCAAGCCCAUUUGUAGUGCAGGUUGUCCUAGCAAUGGCUACUGCAGCGCUCCGGGACAAUGUAGCUGUAAUAUUGGAUAUUCUGGUGCAGAUUGCAGUCCCAUUUGCCACAGCUGUGGCAAACACAGCUAUUGUCAGUCGCCGGGCGUGUGCGAAUGCAACGCGGGCUUCAGCCGGACCGACCAAUCACACGAUUGUCUGCCGCAGUGCAUUCAGUCAUGUGGAGACCACAGCUUCUGUGCGGCACCAGAUACCUGUGAGUGUGAGCUGGGCUAUGAGAGAUCCGUACCCGAAGCAGCCUGUCUGCCUGCUUGCGUGCCCAGCUGCGGCACAAACAGUUACUGCAUGGAGCCCAAUGUCUGUGAGUGCCACGAGGGCUACAUGCAAGAGAAUGGAGCAUGCCGGCCCAUCUGCGAUGCGGGCUGUGGGCUAAACAGCAGCUGUUUCAAGCCAGGAGAAUGCCAAUGCGAUGAGGGCUACACGAGCUCCGAGGAAGGUAGCUGCCAGCCCAUCUGCAGUCAAGGAUGUCCGGAGCACAGCAGCUGCGGCAGACCAGGAGAAUGUCUGUGCGAUGAGGGCUACACGAGUUCCGUAAAAGGUAGCUGUCAGCCCGUCUGCAGUCAAGGAUGUCCGGAGCACAGCAGCUGCCUGGCACCGGAGCUGUGUGCAUGCAGCCCUGGCUAUGUCCAAAACAAGGAAAAUCUGUGUGAACCCCAAUGUCCAAAGGGUUGCUUUGACUAUGAAAGAUGUGUGGCACCCGAUGUGUGUGAAUGCUAUCCCGGCUAUGAGCUGUCGCAGGCUGAGCAAAAAUGUAAACCCACCUGCAGUCAGGGCUGUCCAAAUGGCGCUUGCUUUGCGCCCGAGGUCUGCGCCUGCAACCCUGGCUACCUAAUGGGCCCCAACAACAACUGCGAGCCGCAAUGCAGUCAGAGCUGUGUACAUGGCAGCUGCAUCGCACCCGAUAUCUGUGAAUGCGAUCCUGGACAUCGGUUCGCUCCAGAUUCGCGGCAUAUCUGCGAGCCGAUCUGUGAGCCAGCCUGCCAGCUGGGCACGUGCAUGGCGCGCCAGCUAUGCAUCUGCCAUUUAGGACAUGAGCCGAUGGGUCCAAUGGGCUCAGGCUUGGAGCACGUGUGCAAGCCCAGCUGCUCGACGAGCUGUGUAAAUGGCACUUGUCGGGCGCCUGAUGAGUGCAGCUGCAAUGCGGGCUAUGUGCCCGCAGACGGAGCGAACACCAACAUCUGUAAGCCCAACUGCAGUCACGGCUGCUCCAAUGGUGACUGCGUGGCGCCUGAGCUGUGCCAGUGUUAUCCCGGCUACGAGAGCACUGCAGCUGGCUGCCAGCUGCAGCUAGAAACGACCACCGAUUGGAUGACAACGACAGUGGCCACCACUGACCAUCAACCAGAGCAGCUGUUGCAGCAGCCCUGGACAAAUUGCAGCAUCGGCUGCCGUUGCUGGCACGUGUUGACUGAUGCGGCGCAGACUGCGCUCAAGUGCAUCAACAUCUGCAGGGAUGCCUACGACCAGCCAUGCCUGGAACUUGGCCAGUGCCGGUGCGUGGAGCCAACGGGUCAGCUGCUUUGCCCGGCUGCGAAUGGGCAGCAGGAGCAGCGCAUGGUCUGUCACGUGGACGCACCCAGGGCCAGGGACCUGAGCGCUGGCGAGGCAGCACUCAACGUUGACCAGAUUAAAAGCAGUGCAGUUAAAUGGCCAGCAAUCCUGGCCUGGUGUCUGGGCAGCUGCAUCCUCUUGCUGGUCGUGAUUGUGGCCAGCCACAUCUACUUGAGUCACAGACGCCAGAAGGCGCUUGCUCAGCAAGUCGAUGGACUCAGCAUUGUCAACUAUGUCCAUGAUACUUAUCCCACCGAUGCCGCAGUCCGGGUCACAAACAGGCUGGCAGCCCUCAUUAGUCAACUGAUAGCCCUUGGCGCAGCUGCAGACCUCCGGCUCGGUGCAAUUGUGACGCGGGUUAUUGCCACAGCCGCUGCUGCAGAUGGGCCGGCAGAAGCGACGGCUCUCGUCCAGCAUGUAGCCCAUGUCGCAUUGGCAGCUGCCAUCCAGAUAGCAGCGUCCAUUCUGGCAGCCAAUGGGACACGCGAAGACGCAGUCCCCAUUGUCAUUGCGCACAAAGCCCUCAUAGCAAUCGCACUCGCCGGGCACACGGCAUCCACCGUUCUGGCAGCUGCAAAUGGGCCGGCAGACGGUGACGCCCUUCAGGCGAGUGGGCGUGUAGCCGGUGCAGCAGACCUCGAUCGAGGACAGCUUUGCCACAGGCGACGUACUGGAUUGGCAUCGAGUCAAACAGGAAACAAAUCAGUUGCUCCCAACUGCUUGAAUAUGGCCAGGCUGCUGCGCGCUGUGGCCCUGCAGGCCGGUCUACUGCUGAUCUACCUGUGCCUGAUGCACGCCCUGGAGUUGCAGUUGCACGAACAGCAGCUGCAGCAACAGCUGCUCGACGAGCAGCUGCGUCUGCAUCAGCAACAGCAGCUGCUGCAGCAGCAGCGCGAGCAGCAGCUCCAGCAGCGACGCUAUUCCUCGACGACAUCCACACGUAAACCCUAUAUCAUACCCCAAGGCCUAUCACUGCCCCAGAGAGGCGUCUAUCCGGAUAAAUGCUACCGGGAAGUGCCAGCGGUUUUCUUUCAGUACGACAAGGAGCUCAAAAUCGUGGGCAAUAGCAGCACAAAUCCGUACUUCAAUGUGAUCGAGGUCUGCUGCAAGGGCUGGCGCAGAUACGAGUACGACUGGUCGAGAUGUGUGCCGGACUGCGGGGAGCGUUGCCAGGAGAAUGGCUUCUGUCUGCCGGGUGGACGGUGUCAGUGCUUUACGGAUUUUGUGCUCAACUACCGCAACGAUUGUGUGCCCACCUGCCCGUUGGGCUGCCCCCAUGGCCAGUGCUAUUUGAAUGGCACCUGCCGCUGCGAACGGGGCUACGAGCUGGAUGGCUCGAAACGCUUCUGCCAGCCGCAGUGCAAUACCACUUGUGGCCACAACGAGGUCUGCCUAGAGCCGGGCAAGUGCGUCUGCGCUGAGGGCUAUGCCCGGGGACUACGCGAAUCGAAUGCCCUCGGCUGUCAGCCCAUGUGCAUACCCGAUUGCGGCUACGGACACUGCGUGGCGCCCAAUCAAUGCGAAUGCUUUCCGGGCUACCAGAAACGCAUGAAUCGCAGCUCCUGCGAAAUCAAUUGCUACAUGCGCUGUGAGAAUGGCUUCUGUGCCAAUCAAACCACCUGCGUGUGCCAGAACGGUUACCGCUACGAUCAGAACACGACCAGCUGUCUGCCAGACUGUGGCGAUGACUGCCUGAACGGGGUCUGCGUCUCGCCGGGCAAUUGCCGCUGCUUCAAUGGGUAUGUGCGGAAUCGGGAGCGCUGCGAUGCGGUCUGCGAGCGCGGCUGCGGCUUCUAUGGGCGCUGCAUUGCGCCCAAUGUGUGCGGCUGUGCGGUGGUGGCCGGACCCGAGGAGAGCUAUCAGCGGUGCGAGAAUGGCUACUGCAAUGCGGAGGGGCAUUGCCGCUGCCUGGAGGGCAAGACGCGCUUCAUAGACAAGUGCAUGUCCCCGGAUACGGUGACCACGUACGCCUCCAUCAAUCCGUUGCGGGUGAAUGCCUCGCUAAUGCACGAGUUCGAGCUCUUGCUGGGCAGGCAUUUCAUACUGGGCGCCGCUGGCAUGAUCGAUUCAAACAGAUGGUGGGUCUAGGCUGGCGAUAAUAAUAUUCUACAUCCCAUAUAUAUUCUCUAAAUAAAUUAUAUUUACAAUUUCGAUGUCA